AUGAAAGCAAGCAUCCUUCUCCGCUCCUCGAGAGCACACGCCCUCAGACUCCCGCGCAGCACAGCUCCAGCUCAAUCCUCUACCGGACGGAUUGUCCUACCAUUGUCGACUUUCGAACCCCAUUCGCAUUUAACCCCUUCGCGAUCCCCCUUGGCCGGACGAGGCGUUCAGGCAACGGGUGCAGCGCCAUUCUCGACCUCAAGAGCCGUGUCAAAGGGCCUCCAACCGGCCAGCGCAGAGCCUGAGCCUCCCAAGACCGAGUCGUCCAACGACAACCUUGCUCCAGCGGAUCUUACGGACGCCGAGUACCAUGAGCUUGCGGACCAGUAUCUCGACACACUGGUACUGGCAGUGGAGGAGCUGAGCGAGUCCACCAGCGACGGAGUCGAAGCUGAGUUCUCGGCUGGCGUCCUCACCAUCACGCAUCCGGCAAACGGCACAUACGUAAUCAACAAGCAGCCGCCGAACAAGCAGAUCUGGCUGUCCAGCCCUAUCUCCGGUCCGAAGAGGUUCGAUUGGGUUGUGUCUGGGGAGGGACAGCACCAGAAACAAGACACGGCCGUUGAUGCGGGUGAUAACGCUGCUGGCGGACGGUGGGUGUACUUACGCGACGGGAGCAUACUGAGCGAUCUGCUGAAGAAAGAGCUUGGUGUUGAGGUCACGAAGAAGGACGAGAGUGAUGUUGUAGACGGGCGUGAGGGUCCUGCUGGAGGCGGGUCUAAGCUAGAGUGA
Molecule: messenger RNA, 732 nt
Organism: Capronia coronata CBS 617.96
Lineage: Eukaryota; Fungi; Ascomycota; Eurotiomycetes; Chaetothyriales; Herpotrichiellaceae
Exons: 2
Coding region: 1-732 (243 amino acids)
Biological process (GO): iron incorporation into metallo-sulfur cluster; intracellular iron ion homeostasis
Cellular component (GO): mitochondrion
Molecular function (GO): 2 iron, 2 sulfur cluster binding; ferrous iron binding; ferroxidase activity
Source: RefSeq, a predicted model, not a curated record